Messenger RNA from Mytilinidion resinicola, 1098 nucleotides. RefSeq lists its product as uncharacterized. NCBI's taxonomy places the organism in Eukaryota, Fungi, Ascomycota, Dothideomycetes, Mytilinidiales, Mytilinidiaceae. The transcript has a single exon. Bases 249 to 914 code for a protein of 221 amino acids. The record is from RefSeq and is a predicted model, not a curated record.
AAAUCUGUCGUGUUGAUGGCUACAGACUGCGCGUCCGCAGCGCCGGUUCCGUCCAGCCUUCACCGGCAAGCCAGCGCUGCGCCCCCUCCUCGAGAGGAAGUGUCGGUGUAGAUGGUGUACAUAAGUUGCCAGGAAUUCCACAAUGUGGAGUGAUUCCACCCUCAACAAGCUAGCAAUUUUUCUCCUAUCUCUUCUAUAUUCGCACUUAUAUUACUCUCGCCAACCAGGUCUCUAGAUAGAUCAAGGAAAUGUCCCAAGCCACUCAGCCCACGAUAUCCUCGCUCAUGUUGGUGCCGCAUUGGGAUCCCAUCGCAACCCUCAGCAUUGACCUGAAACCGGACGGUCAUUUUACCUGCUCGGGUGUUAAAAACGGAACAACAGACUCCUGCGGCUACCAUCUUAGGGGGGAGAAAGCAUCCAAGGUCAAUCAUUUGAUAGACGACAUCUCAAUCUCAUCGCCACAAAGCGCAACCCAGUCUCUAAGAGCUCUUGCCGACCUCACUCUAUGCCCGAACCACGGGAUCCAAGCUAGGGGCAAGGUGACAGAGUGGAGCGCAACAAUCAACCGCCUAUCACCACCCACACAAUCGGGAUCAAAUAUAUCAAGCGCGCAUACUCCUUCACCAUCUCCUUCCCUUCAAACGGAAGUCACCCCUCAGUCCACUCCUGGCAGCAAUAGCUCCCUCACUCGACCACAGCAAAGUGAGAAUAGAAGCCCAAACCCGCAUACCAGUGAUGCAACAAUGGUGGAGGAGGUCAGCCUUUUGCGGAAGGAGAUUGAGCUCCUGACAGCGCGAAUUGCUUCUCUAGAGGCGGGCCAUGAAGAAACGGCGAAAGAUACCUCUCAGCGGAAGGUAUCGAACCGGUCGCUGGUGCGUUCAGGGUUACGAUCGGCUUUUUUGGGCAGGAAUUGAUAUCGGACCGCAUGCUAGCUUUGAGCGGGGAGCAUCCUCUCCUUGGGAAACUGAGUAUCAAAGAAUGGUUUGUGAUGGACUGUAUUCCCGAAACUGCAAUCAUGAAGACUAUAUCCAUCUUGUAGAGGAAGGCGGUGAGAAUUACUUAGUGGAAUGAGCUUAGAUUAGGAUUGAAAAGUACUGU